CGUUGAUGUUGAUAUUGCACCGUUGUCGGACAGGCUGUCUGACAGGUCGUCCGACAGAUUGUCUGACAGGUCACCUGACAGGUCCGUGCAACCACGUCGCCUGCGCCCGACGCGCCCGACGAGCCCAACAAUGCAUGAUGGCCCCAUGACCGCUCAUGAGAGACGAUCGAGCGGCCGCACCCAUCACUCACCACCAACGACCGCCGUCUAUGCCCCCGGCAAGGUCCUUCUCGCAGGUGGAUACCUCGUCCUCGACCCUGCGUACUCCGGUGUCGUCGUCUCGACGAGCGCGCGGUUCUACACGACCGUGCGCGACCUCGAUGAGGCAGCGAGCGUCGCGGCCGCGAAGGCGGACCGAUCGAUUGAGAUCCCCGCGCGAUCGCCCUAAUUCGUGAACGCAAUCUGGCUCUAUAUCGUGUCCUUUGAUGGCGAGGCCGCUAAUUCGUGGUCUACCAGGUCGCAGACAUGUGGAUGGUCUGCUCGAGGUUGCCCUGCGUCGUGUCGUGAUAGGCGGGACGCUGAAACAAGUUCGUCCACCAUGCGCUCUGGUGUACGCUCUCCCUAGCACUCGGAACUCGUGGUGCUGGCACCUGCAGAACAGCCUCAGGCUCUUGCAUGGCCUCAAUAUCACCAUAGCUGGCGACAAUGACGUUGACUCUCAGUGGGCUCAGCUGACAGUGAAGAGCCUCCUGCCCACGCUCGCAUCUCUCGCACAGCUCCCGCCCUUCGCUCCAACUGGCGUACAGUUCGCUGAGGUCACAAGACGGGGCUCGGCGGCACUCAUCACCUCACUCGUCUCGAGCCUCCUCGUUCUGUCGAGUUAAUAACAUGGGGGUCUCUUGCAUACUUGUACACUGUACUGCAGUCUGCAGAGCUGACCGCAGUACUCACGAUACCUCUCAAAACAAUACAUAUUGCAUGAUGUUGUGACCGUACUUGGUACAAUACUCACAUACAUUCGUAACCUUUAUCAAGUACUUCAGACUCGUACGCUGGCACGCGCACUUUGUGGCUCCAUGGCCGUCACUACUCGUACUAGUACUCGGAGCCCACGUCGGCCACUUUCUUGCGCAUUCGGGGCCUUGUCGACACCUCCAUAGAGCCAAUUUAUAUGCGUCGUAGAAUGCGAGAAUGAGGCUUUCAAGCCAGUCCGAUUAGUAUUGAGUACUUGAGUGUGCGAGUGAGAGGUGAGAGGGAGAUCUGAG
Molecule: messenger RNA, 1205 nt
Organism: Fomitopsis serialis
Lineage: Eukaryota; Fungi; Basidiomycota; Agaricomycetes; Polyporales; Fomitopsidaceae
Exons: 4
Coding region: 426-824 (132 amino acids)
Source: RefSeq, a predicted model, not a curated record